Molecule: messenger RNA, 177 nt
Organism: Saccharomyces eubayanus
Lineage: Eukaryota; Fungi; Ascomycota; Saccharomycetes; Saccharomycetales; Saccharomycetaceae
Gene: DDR2
Product: Ddr2p
Exons: 1
Coding region: 1-177 (58 amino acids)
Source: RefSeq, a predicted model, not a curated record
AUGAAAGUAUCGCAAGUUUUGAUUUCCGCCAUAUCUGUUUUCGGCAUCGCUAACGCCGCCAAUUCGUCCAACUCCUCCAGUAAUGCUGCUCCUGCCUUGCAUGCGCAAAACGGCCAGCUGCUGAACGCCGGUGUCGUUGGUGCCGUCGUAGGCGGUGCUUUGGCCUUCUUGAUUUAA